Messenger RNA from Cucurbita pepo subsp. pepo (vegetable marrow), 1396 nucleotides. Lineage: Eukaryota; Viridiplantae; Streptophyta; Magnoliopsida; Cucurbitales; Cucurbitaceae. The record is from RefSeq and is a predicted model, not a curated record.
AGAGUAUCUAUUUCUAGCAACACCAGAUUCCUCUCUCUCUCUCUCUCUCUCUCUGUUUCUCUCUCCUCCUCUGUUUCGCUGCUGCUGCGAGUACUGAUCUACAAUGGCAUCUCACGUGCACCUUGUUCUCUUGCAAUGGCUUCUUUGAACUCAUUUUCUUUUAAAAGCCCCUUUCCUUCAGGUGCUUGUAGCCAUACAUCAAAGCCUAACCUUCGUUGUUAGGUCUUCUGGGUUUCAAGGAAACAGAGCAACCCCAUCUCUCUGUUUUUCCGAUCGCCGGAAAAAACAGAGUGAUCGUUGAUGAUGGCAUUGGAAACGGUGGUUUACCCACAAAAUAGAGAUACAUUUACUUAUGUUUGCAGAGAUUUCUGUUCUUACGGCGGCGCUUGGCCUGGCUACGACUAUGGCUUCCAAUUAGAACAAGAAAAAUCCUUUCUCGAAAACCCCCAAAAACUCCCCACUAAUUGGGAGCCUUCACCGGAGGAAUGUUCGAUCAAUCAGCCGCUUUCGGUAGGAGCUCUCUAUCCGCCGAUGGAAGUUGAACAGUCGCCACCGUCUCCACCGUCCCCACCGCCGACGACCGGGAGGAGAAAGCGACGGCGGACUCGAAACAUGAAAAACAAGGAGGAAAUUGAAAACCAGAGGAUGACCCAUAUCGCCGUCGAGCGCAACCGCCGGAAACAAAUGAAUGAAUAUCUCGCCGUCCUCCGAUCACUAAUGCCGUGUUCUUACGUUCAAAGGCAGGGAGACCAAGCCUCCAUUAUUGGUGGCGCCAUUAAUUUCGUCAAGGAAUUAGAACAGCAAUUACAGUUUAUCAAAGCCCAUAAGGAACCGGCGGCUUCAUCCCCUUUCGCCGACUUCUUUUCCUUCCCACAGUUCUCAACUCCGGCGACGAACUCGACCCAUGACUCAGCCAGUUCCAACACCCAAUGGGCCGCCGGAGAUAUCGAAGUCACCAUGGUGGAUACCCAUGCCAACCUCAAAAUCCUGUCCAAGAAACGCCCGAGACAGCUCCUCAAAAUGGUGGCAGGGUUUCAAAGCUUGAGAUUCUCUGUUCUUCAUCUCAACGUCACCACUUUGGAUCAAAUGGUUCUUUACUCUGUAAGCAUCAAGAUUGAGGAAGGAUGCGAGUUGAAUACAGUGGAUGAAAUCGCUGCAGCUGUGAAUCAAAUCCUGCUCUCCAUUCAAGAGGAAUCUGCUUUCAGCUGACACUUUGAUCGAUUCAAUCUGUGUUGUUUGGAAUGUAUUUUGUUUGUUCAGAAUGUCUUCGAUUUCCAUAUGGUGUCCAACAAUUUUCCAUGCAAAUGAAGCACAUAGCGUUGGAUGCUUUUGAUCUGUAAAAUUUAAUAUCAUGAAUUUGGUUCAAUAUAAAGAUGGCAACUUGAUUUAAUAAUAA